GAAACCUUUCUGUUAUCUGUGGUAUGAUUGUACGCAAUAUGGUACCAAUUUUUUCGGAUGUACACGAAUUUGGUUUAAUGUUUUCUUGUAAAACUCGAAUUAUUGGUAUAUCGAAUUAUUAAAUAUUUAUCGUACAUCACGAUAGUGGAAAUUUUGAAUUUGUUUCUCCUUCGAAUAAAAUCGAAAUAUCUGACACAUGCGAAUUUUUGCUUCAAAAAAUGUCUGAUUCAGAGGCUAGUAACUACUCGGAAAACGACAAUGCAUCUGAUGCCGGUUCGGUACGUUCCAGGAGUUCCAGAGGAUCUGUGAGAAGCAGAUCCAGAUCCCCUUCAAGAAGUCUCUCCAGAAGUAGAUCUCGUAGUAGAAGUAGAUCUAGAAGUAGGAGCAGAAGUCGCUCUGUGAGAUCCGGAGGCUCCGAAGCUCGAGAAAACUCAGAGCCCGAAGAAGUUGGAGAAGAAGAGGAACCUGAGGGUCAAAGUCUUCACUCAGAAGAUGAAUAUGAUAGUGAGGAGGAAGAUAGUGAUGAAGGCGGUCGUUCCAAGAAAAAAAAGAAGAAGGAUCGUUAUGGAGGUUUUAUUAUUGACGAGGCUGAAGUAGAUGAUGAAGUUGAAGAUGAAGAAGAUUGGGAGGAUGGAGCGCAGGAAAUUGGUAUUAUGUCAAAUGAACUGGAGGAGUUUGGCCCUACUGCGAGAGAAAUUGAAGGGAGAAUUCGAGGAACAAACCUGUGGGAUGCACAAAAAGAACAUGAGAUAGAGGAAUAUCUUCGUAAGAAAUAUGCAGAUGAUGGGGCCGCUAUUAAAAGAUUUGGAGACGGCGGGGAAGAAAUGUCUGAUGAAAUUACUCAACAGACUCUAUUGCCUGGGGUUAAGGACCCUAAUUUAUGGAUGGUGAAGUGUCGUAUUGGUGAAGAAAAAGCAACUUGUCUAUUGCUGAUGCGCAAGUUUCUUGCUUUCCAAAGUAGCAGUGAUCCACUUCAAAUUAAAUCCGUAGUGGCUCCUGAGGGUGUAAAGGGUUACAUUUACAUAGAAGCUUACAAGCAUCCUCAUGUUAAGGCAGCCAUAGAAAACGUAAGAAACUUGCAAAUGGGCAAAUGGAAGCAGCAGAUGGUGCCAAUUAAAGAAAUGACUGAUGUGUUGAGAGUCGUUAAAGAGCAGACCGGUCUUAAAUCAAAGCAAUGGGUGCGCCUCAAGCGUGGCCUUUAUAAGGACGAUAUUGCCCAAGUAGAUUACUUCGAUAUGGCACAAAAUCAAGUGCAUUUAAAGAUUUUGCCCAGGAUUGACUACACCCGCCUCAGAGGGGCACUAAGAACAACUCAGACGGAGUCGGAAAACGAGAAACGCAAAAAGAAACGCCGCCCCCCCGCGAAGCCCUUCGAUCCGGAGGCGGUCCGCGCGAUCGGGGGCGAGGUCACCUCCGACGGCGACUUCCUCAUCUUCGAGGGCAACCGUUACUCUCGGAAGGGUUUCCUCUACAAAAACUUCAUCCUCAGCGCGGUGAUAGUAGACGGGGUGAAACCCACGCUGGCCGAGUUGGAACGUUUCGAGGAGCAGCCCGAAGGUAUCGACUUGGAGUUACCUUCCGAGAAGGCGGACAAGGCGGUUUCGCAUUCGUUCAGCGCCGGCGACAACGUGGAGGUGUGCGAGGGCGAGUUGAUCAAUCUCCAGGGGAAGAUUUUGAGCAUAGACGGGCCCACGAUCAUGGUGAUGCCGAAACACGAGGACCUGAAGGACCCGCUCAUAUUUCAAGCGUCCGAGCUGAAGAAGUACUUCAAGAUGGGCGACCACGUAAAGGUGUUGGCCGGCAGGUACGAGGGCGACACCGGAUUGGUGGUCCGGGUCGAGAACAAUCGCGUCGUGUUGAUCUCCGACCUCACGAUGCACGAAAUGGAGGUCCUGCCCAAAGAUUUGCAGCUGUGCAGCGACAUGGCCAGCGGCGUCGACUCGUUGGGGAAAUUCGAAUGGGGGGAUCUGGUCAAUCUGGACGCGGAAACGGUCGGGGUGAUCGUCAGGUUGGAACGGGAGAAUUUCCACGUCUUGAACAUGCACGGCAAAGUUGUCGAGUGUCGUCCCGGUUCCUUGCAGAAACGACGGAUCAAUCGUUUUACGGCCGCUUUGGAUUCGUAUAGGAACAGUUUACAUCGUCGCGACAUGGUUAAGGUCAUUGAUGGUCCUCAUUCGGGCUUCUCUGGCGAGAUCAAGCACCUCUAUCGCAACUUCGCCUUCCUGUACUCCGUCGAGUUUCUUCAGAACGGCGGCAUCUUCGUGUGCAAAACCAAACACCUCCAGUUGCCUGGAGGCAACAAAGUGGCGCCAUCUGCCGAUGCUUUGUCGACCGGCAUGGAGUUUAUGUCGCCCAGAAGAAGUUCACCUUUGCACCCGUCCAGCGGAAUCGCUGGUGGAGGAGGCGGCGGCGGCGGCGGCGGUGGUGGCGGCAUGGGCGGAUUCGGGGGGCCCAGGCCGGGCGGCGGGGGCCGAGGCAGGGUUACCCGCGACAGGGACAUAAUCGGGACCACCAUCAAGAUUACUAGGGGUCCCUACAAGGGCAACAUCGGGAUAGUGAAAGAUGCCACCCAGGGUACCGUUCGAAUCGAAUUGCACACGUCCUGUCAGACGAUAUCGGUGGACCGCAACCACAUCGCCGACGUAGGCACGCCGGCCAGAGACGGCAGCAUCUCGAGCUACGGCCGCACCCCGGCCUACUCCGGGAACCAGACGCCAUUGUACCGCGACACCGGCAACAAGACCCCGAUGUGCGAUUCCGGAUCCCGCACGCCACUGCAUUACGGCUCGAUGACGCCCAUUCACGACGGCUCGAGGACGCCGAACGCGAGCUCAGAAUGGGACCCGAGCGUGCCCAACACUUACCCUUCGCCCGGAUACAACCCCAGCACUCCUGCGUACCAGAUGAACGCGCCUUUCACUCCUCAAACUCCGGGCAGCACCAUGUACGAUCAAACGUAUAGCCCGUACCAGGCAAGUCCGGGAUACCAGAGCGCCAUAUCCACUCCGUCACCGACCACUGGCUACGGUCAGUCCCCGGCCAGCAACAAUCCGUACAGUACGCCCAGUUCCGGGUACAGCCCGAGCGUGCCUUACAAUCCGCAGACUCCGGGCUCCGGACUCGACGUCCUUCCGAUGAGCGAUUGGCACACGGUCGAUAUCGAGGUCAGAAUCCGGGACAGUCACGACGACCCCGGCCUGGUCGGUCAGACCGGAGUCAUCCGAAGCAUUUCCGGAGCGAUGUGUUCGGUGUUUUUGCCGGAAGAAGAUCGCACGGUUAAUAUCGUAGCCGACCAUUUGGAUCCGGUCAGACCGCAACGCGGUGACCAGUUCAAGGUGAUCGUGGGGGAGGAGCGAGAGCAGACGGGCGAGCUCCUGUCGAUCGACGCCCACGAGGGCGUGGUCAAGUUUAAGAACGACAUUACGAUGUUGCCGUUGCAGAACUUGUGCAAGAUGCGCAGGAUGGAGCGUUAGAUCGACUUUUUUUAGGAAAGGAACAGUAAGUUUAGUUAUUUGACACGAAGUUUUCAGUUUGUAGCUUGAAACGAGUAAUCAUGUAUCGCUGAUGUUAAAUAAAGCAAAGUUUAGGGUC
Messenger RNA from Cylas formicarius (sweet potato weevil), 3591 nucleotides. It is a transcript of the gene Spt5, whose product is annotated as transcription elongation factor SPT5. Gene Ontology annotation, biological process: transcription elongation-coupled chromatin remodeling; transcription elongation by RNA polymerase II; regulation of DNA-templated transcription elongation. Gene Ontology annotation, molecular function: protein binding; mRNA binding. NCBI's taxonomy places the organism in Eukaryota, Metazoa, Arthropoda, Insecta, Coleoptera, Brentidae. Gene Ontology annotation, cellular component: DSIF complex. The coding region runs from base 219 to 3473 and encodes 1084 amino acids. The transcript has 10 exons. The record is from RefSeq and is a predicted model, not a curated record.